GUCUACUUUUGGGUUUUUGAGGGUCGGAAGGAACCACGUCAGGAUCUCAUUGGGCGCACGCACACAAAAGUAAACGUAAUGAAUCUGAAGGGAUGAAGAGCAAAGGGUAGAAGCCAUGACUCUGCUCCAGCUUCCCCAUCCUUCAUCCUCCACUUUCAUAACCCUCCCAAAGUUUUCUCCCAGUCGAAGUAUACUCAAUCCCUUUUCGCGCCACAAAGCUUCAUGGCAAGAGCUCGCCGGCGUUUUGGUAUUCUCAGCGAUUCCAUUCACCGCCGUCAAAGCUAUUGCCAACAGUACCUUCGGCGAAACACUCCGUAAACGCUUGGAAGAGAAAAAGAAGGUAGCCGUAGAGAAUUCCGCAAAGUUCCAGGCACUCGCACAAAUGGCGAGAAACGAUAGUAUCUGGUAUGGAGAAGAUCGCCCCCGCUGGCUUGGUCCAAUUUCUUAUGACUACCCUACUUAUCUUACCGGGGAGCUACCGGGGGACUAUGCAUUUGACAUCUGGGGGUUGAGCAAGGAUCCCGUGGCCCUCCAGAAGUACUUUAAUUACGAAAUACUGCACGCCCGGUGGGCUAUGCUGGCUGCUCUUGGUGCUUUGAUUCCAGAACUGUUAAACCUGACAGGACUCUUUCAGUUUGUCGAACCUGUUUGGUGGCGUGUGGGCUAUUCAAAGCUUAAGGGAGAUACACUUGACUACCUAGGGAUCCCUGGACUCCAUUUAGCUGGAAGUCAAGGAGUCAUUGUCAUAGCCAUUUGCCAAGCCCUUUUGAUGGUUGGACCAGAAUACGCAAGGUAUUGUGGGAUUGAGGCUUUGGAACCCCUAGGGAUUUACCUGCCUGGUGAUAUCAAUUAUCCUGGAGGUGUUCUUUUUGAUCCACUGAAUCUCUCUGAAGAUCCAAUGGCUUUUGAAGAGCUAAAGGUGAAAGAAAUAAAAAAUGGCCGCCUUGCUAUGGUUGCCUGGUUAGGCUUUUAUGUCCAAGCGGCUCUUACAGGUAAAGGCCCUGUGCAAAAUCUUCUGGAGCAUAUUUCAGAUCCAUUUCAUAAUAACUUGCUCUCUCUUCUAAAUUCUCUGUAGAAAGUUCACUUACCCAAGUUGUGACAGUGGGGGUUAAUCCUAUACCCUCCAGCUAUAAUUGUUGUCUUAUUUGUAUUGUGACGCUGUUAUACAUGAGCUCCCUAGUUUAUCUAAACUCUCUUCUAAAAAUGACAUCGUAUGUUGAAAAGGGGAAAACAUUUUGCACCCAGAAGAGUAUUCGAGGUUGUCCAUAUCCAGCGCAAUUAACCUUAUAUGAUCUUGUUUGUAAUGGGAAUGUAGAAAAAACUCAAGUGCUGGAAUUAACCAUAUAGCUUGUAUUUAUGAUGCGAUGUAAAUGAUAGGGAAGAAAAUAUACUUCUUUUACAUGUUAUGUGGCACGCAUCCUUUUUGUAAUAUGUAGAAAUUUGCUCA
Nicotiana tabacum (common tobacco) is the source of this 1447-nucleotide messenger RNA. Its product is annotated as chlorophyll a-b binding protein 7, chloroplastic. Gene Ontology annotation, cellular component: membrane. NCBI's taxonomy places the organism in Eukaryota, Viridiplantae, Streptophyta, Magnoliopsida, Solanales, Solanaceae. Gene Ontology annotation, biological process: photosynthesis, light harvesting. The record is from RefSeq and is a predicted model, not a curated record.